UUGCACCAGAGCAAACAAACAACGGAUGUUUACAAACAAAAGUGUGGAAUGACGAGUUUUUCACGCGAAAUAAAUACAAUUUGCCGGCUUUGUUUGAAUGAAAAUGAAGCUUCCCUUGUGCCUACAGCCAAUAUAAUAAAUUCCACGCUAACCGUUGAUGAUAUCGAACGAUUUACCGGAGUUCGUGUUGACGAGGAAUACAGCGCGUCCUACUCGAUAUGUGCCAGUUGUCACAAUAAGCUGCGAAAGUUUGCAGCUUACCGUGCCUUUUGCAUGCACAAUGAUGUACGGUUUAGGGAACGGUUUCUAUCGAUCGGUGAACAUGUCUCCAAAGGUCACAAGGAAAUACAAGAGACACCUGUUCAAUCGCCAGCAGCCACUUGUUUCGUCAAGGAAGAGUGUGAAAAUGGCAAUGAGAACGAUAUUACAAUCAUGUACGUGGACUCAACGUUCGAUGAUCAUGAGGUGGAAGUUGACGGAACAAAAGUCGAUGAAAAUUCGGAGAAAGAUGAGGAUUUGAUUGAAAUCAUUGUACAAACUGAUACACACGACUACCAUACCAAACAGGAACUUUCGCAAUCGUCUGCUUCAGAAGAAAGUUACCAACAGGACGACGAACCUGAAUCGAUCGAUUCCCGGGAAAAUAAUACGAAAAGCAUACGGAAGCAGCUCAAACAACGAACCGGACGAAAGCAAUCGGAAAAGGAUGUUAAAAAUGCAUAUGAUCAAAGCGAAGGAUACAGCACGAAUAGGAAAAACGAACGAAACCAACAGGUUUCAAAGUCACCAAUGAUCCAAAAGCAGCUGUGUUCGAUCUGUGGUAAACUGGUACAAUAUCUGCCGGAUCAUAUUGUGUCGCAUACGAAGGAGCAAAAAUUCUCCUGUGAGCAUUGUCCAAUGACCUGUAGCCGGAAAUCUUAUCUGAAGCUGCACGUUGAAGCUGUGCAUCUGAAGAAGGUGGUAAAAUCGUGCAAAAUCUGUAAUCGAGACUUUACACACAUAACGGGCUAUACGGCGCACAUGCGAGCUCAACACAACGUUGGCGAUUGGUACGAGUGUAAAAUAUGCAACCUAAAGUUCCGCCAUCCGGGAGGCUUGAGAGGUCAUAAUAAUCGGAAGCACAAUGCUGAUAGCAAUUGUGAAUGUGCUAUUUGUGGAAUGAAAUUUCAAGACAAAAAGGGACUGAAAGAUCACAGCAGGGUGCAUUCUAACGAGAAGCCGUUUGCUUGCAGCUUAUGCCCAAAACGAUUCAAAAGUCCUAACGCUCACCGGACGCAUAUGCUGAUCCACAAAGGAGUCGUUUUCUCGUGCACUUUGUGCGAAAAAACCUAUCGCUACAAAUCUUUGCUGAAUACGCACAUGAAAAAGUUUCAUUUCCCAGAAAGAUUAGCAAGCGAUAAGCUGUAUGAAUAAC
Messenger RNA from Anopheles maculipalpis, 1414 nucleotides. RefSeq names its product zinc finger protein 37 homolog. Lineage: Eukaryota; Metazoa; Arthropoda; Insecta; Diptera; Culicidae. Gene Ontology annotation, cellular component: nucleus. Gene Ontology annotation, molecular function: RNA polymerase II cis-regulatory region sequence-specific DNA binding; DNA-binding transcription factor activity; zinc ion binding. The transcript has 4 exons. The record is from RefSeq and is a predicted model, not a curated record. Gene Ontology annotation, biological process: regulation of transcription by RNA polymerase II. The annotation marks the transcript as partial.